Messenger RNA from Prinia subflava (tawny-flanked prinia), 4665 nucleotides. RefSeq names its product transcription initiation factor TFIID subunit 4-like. The coding region runs from base 134 to 3136 and encodes 1000 amino acids. The transcript has 15 exons. Gene Ontology annotation, molecular function: RNA polymerase II general transcription initiation factor activity; protein heterodimerization activity; DNA binding. Gene Ontology annotation, cellular component: transcription factor TFIID complex. The record is from RefSeq and is a predicted model, not a curated record. NCBI's taxonomy places the organism in Eukaryota, Metazoa, Chordata, Aves, Passeriformes, Cisticolidae. Gene Ontology annotation, biological process: DNA-templated transcription; transcription initiation at RNA polymerase II promoter.
GGCGCGCUCCCGGCCGCGCGGUCUCGGUCCCGCCCCGGGGAGGAGCGGAGGCGGCGGCCCCUCCCAUGGUGCCCCGCGCGCGGCAGAGCCCCGCGCAUGCGCACAGCGCCGCCGGCUCCCAGCUCAGCGCAAGAUGGCGGCGGGCGCGUCGGACCCGCUGGAGGAGAUGCUGCUCUUCUCCGAGGAGGUGGACGAGAAGGCGCUCAGCGACCUGGUGGGAUCCCUGGAAUCGCAGCUGGCCGGCGGUCGCGGCUCCGCCGAGGCGCCCCCGCCCAGGACCUCCGCCCCGUCCCAGCAGCCGCAGCCGCAGCAGGGGAGCCUGGCGGGGGGCAGCAGCCCCGGCCGGCAGCAGCACGGCCGCCCCGCGCCCCCUCCCGCGCCCGGGGCAGGGGAGGCGGCGGGGCCCCCCGGUAGCGCGGGGAGCCGAGCCCCCGCCCAGGGGCCUCUCCCGUCCCCGUCUCCCCCGGCGGCGGCGGCAGCGGCAGCGGCGGCUGGGAGGGGAGCGAGUGUAAACAGUAGUAGUGUGCAGCAAUCACAUGGAGCGGCUCCCGGCGGCGGCAGCCCCGCCGCUCCCGCCCCGCCGCAGUCCGCCGUCCCUGCCCAGCCUGUCAAUAACCAUGUGGCCGCUGCAGCUGCCGCCGCGCGGGACGCGGGGAGCCCCGGCCCCGGCCCCAGCCCGCCCGCCGCCGACGGCGCGCCCGGGGCCGCGGGAGACGGCGGGACCCUGGCGGGGGGCGGAGGAGCGGCGGGAGCGGCCGAGGGCGCCGCCGCUGUGCCCGCGCCGCGCCCCGGAGAAGCGGCGCCCACCGGGGAGGGCGCGGGGUCCCGGGCGGGCGCGGUGCCGCCCGUCAGCGGGCACGGCGGGGUCGCCGCCGCGCAGCCCCAGCCCGCGCCCGGCGCGCUGCCCGCGGUCACCGCGCUCGGCGCCUCCGCCAGCCCCGCGCCCGCACCGCCGGCCCCGCCGGCCCCCGCGGCCCCCGCCGCGCCCAAGCCCGCGGUCACCGCCAAGGCGGGCGCUGCCCUGCCUGCCGCCCCCCAGGCCGUGUCGCCGCGGCCGGCGCUGGGCGCUGCCCCCCGGAUCGUGGCCCCGCAGCUGAUCGUGCGGCCGCCGCCGCAGACCACCAUCCAGCUGCCCCCCGGCUUCACCAUCCCGCCCGGGAUGGUGCUGGUGCGCACGGACGCCGGGCAGCUCGUGAUGGUGCCGCAGCAGGCCCUGGCACAGGCUCAGAUGCAGGCUCAGGUGCAGACACAGGCCCAGGGUCCUGCCAGCAUGUCACCCAGGCUUUCUGUGCCCACAACUGGACCUGUUUUUCGCCUCUCAACAGCUCAGCAGCCGACGUCGGUGGCCACGUCCAGCGUCCGCCUGGGGCUCCCGGUGCAGGCCAAGGUGGUGCCGUCGGCGGGCGCGCUGCCCGCGGGGGCCGGGCUCCCUCACGCCACGGUAUCAGUAGCUACGACGAGUGCUCAAAAUUUGUUCAAGACAACAGUCUCAAGUGGACCCUCGGCGUCUCAGCAGGCUGCGGUGCUCGGGGGCGGGCAGAGCCAGGGCGCGGGCCCGCCCCAGGGGCAGCCCCGGCUGCCGCUGCCCCCUCACACGGCGGCGCAGGUGCCAGCACAGCCCCUGGUCAUCCCCAGCUCCCCCGUGCCCGGAACCACCGUGGUGUCGCAGGAAAUGCAAGAGAAUGUGAAAAAAUGUAAAAACUUCUUAGCUACCCUUAUAAAACUUGCUUCUCACAAUUCACCAUCUCCAGAAACGUCCCGCAAUGUGAAAGCUCUGGUUCAAGAUUUGUUGGACGCAAAGAUUGAUCCAGAAGAAUUUACAGGCCGCCUUCAAACAGAACUCAAAUCAUCUCCUCAGCCAUAUCUCGUACCUUUCCUUAAGAAAAGUCUACCUGCACUGAGACAAUCUUUACUGAAUAGUCAGCAUUUGGUUUUGCAAGGACAGCCGUCUCAGCAGUCGCUCCAACAGACCAAGCUCUCACAAGUGAUACCUCAGUCUGCCUCGGGAAGCAUUUCCUCUGUUGUCACCACACAGACAAUAGGAAUAAGGCAACCAAACAACAUUUGCACAGUCUCUGUAUCAAAUGCAGUGCAGCCUCCUCAGGUUAAGGUGGUACAGUCAAAUCAGAGUUCUCAACUGCAGAUUAUCCAGUCAACAUCUGCUCAAACUGUGAAACGAACCCCUGCUUGCCAGACUACCCAGAUUAGGAUGCCAGUGGUAAUAACUCAGACCAUUAGACCACAAGGCACAGUAGGGAAGGCACCAACAAUACAAGCCAGUAAAAGUCCUGGGGGCUUUGGUGUUCAGGUCUCUGCAAAUCAGAAAAACAAGCUGAAUGACCCUGGAGGUGGUUCUUUCAGAGAUGACGAUGACAUCAAUGACGUUGCCUCUAUGGCCGGCGUUAAUCUUAAUGAAGAAAGUGCCCGAAUUAUGGCAACCAACUCUGACCUGGUUGGAACCCAGAUCCAGUCCUGUAAGGAUGAACCCUUCCUUGCUGCUGUACCUCUCCACAAACGCAUACUUGAAACGGCUAAAAAACUAGGAAUUACUGAUGUGCCAGCUGAGGUCGUUACUUUUAUUUCCCAUGCAACACAGAACAGAUUAAGAACAGUGAUAGAGAAAGUGACAGUGAUAACCCAGCACCGGAUGGAGUCGUACAAAGACGAUGAAUGGUACGAGCAGGCCACAGAUGUCCGAGCACAGCUCAAGUUCUUCGAGCAGUUGGAGCGUUUAGAAAAGCAAAGGAAGGAUGAACAGGAGAGGGAAAUUUUGCUGAAGGCUGCCAAGAGUCGCUCAAGGCAAGAAGACCCAGAGCAAGCCAGACUGAAACAAAAAGCAAAGGAGAUGCAGCAGCAGGAGCUUGCCCAGAUGAGGCAGAGGGACGCCAACCUGACAGCCCUGGCAGCCAUCGGGCCCCGCAAGAAGCGGAAGCUGGACACGCCCGGCCUGCUCAGCAUGGGAGGAGAGGGCGCGGGGCCGUGCGGGGCCGGCGCGGCCGGGCUGGGCACGGGCUCCCCCCGGCAGUACCCGCGGCAGAAAAUCACCCGCGUCAACCUCAGGGACUUCAUCUUCUUCAUGGAGCAGGAGCGGGGCCUCAGCCGCUCCCUGCUGCUCUACCGGGCCCUGCUCAAAUAGCGCCAGCGCUCGCACUGACUGCUCCACGGAAGCUCAACCUGCAUUCAAAGCUGUCAUUUUAAUGUGCCUUCUAUUUUUUUCAGAAGUCAAUGUUCCAGUAAUUUUGUUUUGUAAAAUUGUCAGACACACGCAAUAAAUUCCCUUUAUGUAAAAAAAAUAAAAUAUAUAUAUAUAUAUAAACCACAAAAAUGUGCAAAAGGUUUUAAAAUGUUAACUCCACAAAUAAAAUCAGCAUGGAAGUCUUGCUUCAUUUGGCCCUGUUAGGUAAGGCUGAAGUAGCUGGUGUUGAAGUUCCACAAUGCAAAGGCUCAGCUGAACCAUCUCCCGGCCAGGCCUGGCACAGGGGCACAGGAGCAGUCCAGCCUUGGUGUUCACCUGAGUGCUCACUCACGGUGCUUGUUCUGUUUGCAGUUUACCUGUUGCUGUUUAACUUCGUUGUAAUGGCAAAUUUUUGCACAGCCAAGAGACCAGCCACUGCACACUCCCACAAAUUUUAUAUAUUUAGGAUUUUUGCUUUUACUGCACAGCUCAUUUCCUGAGCCAUUUGCUGAACCAAAUCUUAAGUGUAUGAAAUCUGUGUGUGGGGUCUCUGCUGAGUUACCUUGACUUGCUUCCAGUUCUUUUCUAAAUCUCAUCAACCUUUUGCGCAUUUGUAGCAGCUGGUUAGUAACAAGAUUCAAAGUUGGGUUUUAUUUUCUAAAAAAACGUUAAUUUAUUUAUUGCAAAGAGUAUGGUUUAAUGGUGGUUUUAAAAGAGACUAUUGUUCAGUAAAGAUUUUAGGGUAUUCUAUAUGGAUUUUUAAAGUCGCUGUAGAGAUUUUUGGGGGUUGCUUCUGCUCCUGGAGUGGGGAGAGCAGGAGAGCCCUGGCAGGCACCUGCAGUGAGGACACCUCUGCCCUGGACACCGCAGAGGCUCCAGGGCAGGCACGGGGCUUUAGGCAGGAGGAGCAGCUGUAAGAACCUGAGGGGGAAAUGCCUUUUACUGCUCUGCUGAAGCAGAAUUCGGGCGCACACAGAAGCUGAGCUGGAGAAAUGGGGAUGGAACAGGACACAAACGGGCAGGGGCAUGAGCUGUGCUGCAGAGCUAACAGUGUUACAGCCACCAUGCAAGGGACACACUCGCUUAUUUAUCUUCUCCGUUUGGACUAUGUUACGCUUGCCACUUUUUUGAGGCAAUACUUUUUUUUGAUGGGAAACCAUAGCGAAAGCACAAAUAGAACUAUUUGUCCAAUAGUUUUAAAAACAAAGGUUUUAAUUAUUUUUUAAGGUUUAUGAAAAGCAGAAGAAAAUUUAUACUGCUGCUAUUUAGCCAAAAGAUUAUUCAUAAGGUAUUUAAGGCCAGGAAGUGUAAAGUUAUGUUUUAAAUGUAUUGAUAAUUUGUACAUAUUGUUUAUAAAGGCCUUGUGUUUAUUAGAGUUACGUUAUUUUGAUGAUUUCUGUACAUACUGGUAAAUACCCCCAAUUUGUGUGAAAACAUACUCCCUUAUUUGUACUUAUUUUGUAAAGAAAUAAAACAAUUUACUAAAGUAA